Messenger RNA from Microthlaspi erraticum, 447 nucleotides. The record is from the annotation of a GenBank genome assembly. NCBI's taxonomy places the organism in Eukaryota, Viridiplantae, Streptophyta, Magnoliopsida, Brassicales, Brassicaceae.
AUGACGCUUUACUUCGAAAAUCCUGAUCAUCAAGGUCACCAAGUUGGCCCUGAUGAUCCUCAGAUCACAGAAGCUGUAGUGAACAUCGAUAGGUUAAUAGGAAGAAUCAUCGAUGGGCUGCAUUAUGUGGAGAAUGAUCGGAUCCCUCCUAUUAUAGGAUUGGUCGAUGAGGGUUUUAAAGUGGAGCAGAAGAAGAGUGAAGCCAAAGAAUGUGGUGGAGCUCAUGGGUACGACAAUGCCUUCUUCUCGAUGAGAACUAUAUUUAUAGGGCAUGGUCCGAUGUUCUUGGAGGGAAAGAAAGUGGCUUCUUUUGAGAAUGUUGAGAUAUACAAUAAGAGAAAUAUACCGGAGGAAGCCGCGAGAGUGCGAUCUUCAAAGCCACCGUCUUCGUCGCCCAUCUACUCCGAGACACCACCGUUGUUCGUAAAGUCGUCCAGUGGAAGCUAA